CGUCAGCCUCGCCUAAAGCAGGUGCUGGAGAUCUCUGUCCUGGGUGGAGCAGGUAACCUCCCCGGAGAAGAUCCGGUGCCCCUCUGCCGAGAGGGACAGUCCCAGACUGUCUUACUGGAUACGAGCUGCAGCCUCCGCCACCUUGCCGACUCUUCCAGAAGUAGCUUACCACCCUGCUGCCUCCUGAAGGUGUUUGAUUGUGCAGUUAUCGACCAUUCGUGGAACAGUUGACAAGCUAUCCGGCGUCCUUUGGCUCCUUCUGCAAAGUUCAAGCUUCCCGCCGUGGAAACCAAGAUGGCUCCCUUCUCAUCUUAGCCGCCAGGACAUUCAAAUAAUUACCAGAUGCACCUACGAAUGAACAAACUUACACUGCGUGGAAAAGUGGGGAUCCCAAGCUGCCGGGAAGAGGAGGGAAAGGUGGAUUCUGUGACAGUUAAUGUUGGUGUCAAUUGAUUGGAUCUGAAAUCAAGGAAAAGGCAAAACUGCUGGGCACUCCUGUGGGAUUUCCUUGGUCAGAUUAUUUGAAGUGGAAAUGUGCACGCUGCCUUCGGGUGCACAUACAAAAGGGAAAUGGAAGAAGGAAACUGCUUGUGGCCCGUUUGCCUUCACUUGCUGAUAAGUCGUCUAUCUGGUGACUGCACUAUGGAGUUCAUUUGCUGACAUUAGAACCAGCCUCUUCCAGCUUCCAACUCAGACUAAAGCCCAGUAGCUAUCCAGGAACCCUCCAGGCCUUCAACACCGAAUUGGGAUUGUUGAGACACUCAUCCUUGUGGACUGAGCAACUACCAUUGUUGGCCUGCCCAGGCAGUAUCAAGUAGCUUCAUGGCUGCUCCAGAUGGUUCACAGGAUUCACAGGAAGCUUCCUAUCUGCUCCUUCCGAACCCUGAGGACUGGGAGGAGCAAGGCAUCCCGGACUUUGUCUAUGGACAGAAAGACCUCGUCGGGAAGGGAAUCCAGUGGCCAGGGAAUGCAGGCCUCACCCUGGACUCACUACCACGGUCCCGCUUUGACUCUGCCCUCUGUUCUGCAUGGAGGCAGCGAGUGGAGCUGGGCCUCUUUCGAUACCGCCUGGAAGAUCUGCAGACCCAAAUCCUCCCUGGCUCCGUGGGCUUUGUAGCUCAGCUGAAUGUAGAGCGAGGAGUACAGAGGAGGCCACCCCAGAAUAUCCAAAGUGUGAGGCAGGAGUUUGACCCCGAACAGUUUAACUUCAAUAAAAUCCGACCUGGAGAAGUCCUCUUCCGUUUGCGACAACGGGAGCCCGAGGGCCCAAAGCAAGAGGACAUCCUUGUGCUGAUCAAUGUCAGUCCCCUGGAGUGGGGGCACGUGCUGCUGGUGCCUGAGCCUGCUCUUGGGCUCCCCCAGCGUCUGCUGCCUGGAACACUGCGGGCGGGGCUUGAAGCUGUGCUACUGAGUUUGCACCCAGGCUUCCGGGUCGGCUUCAACAGCCUGGGAGGUUUGGCCUCCGUGAACCAUCUCCACCUGCAUGGAUACUACCUGGCCCACCCACUGCCUGUGGAGGGCGCCCCAAGCACACCUCUAGACCCAAAGGGCUAUAUCCAUCUGCUGCAGGCCCUCCCAGCCCCUGGCUUCCUCUUCUACACUAGUGGGCCAGGGCCUGACAUGGAAGGCUUAAUUCGCAGGGUAUGCCGGGCCACUGACUAUCUGAGUAACCAUGAGAUUGCACAUAAUUUAUUUGUGACCCGGGGUGCUCCACCCGGGCCGGCAUCAUCUUCCGCAGGCCUCACUGGGCUCCGAGUCAUUCUGUGGGCCCGUAAGUCCAGCUUUGGAAUCAAGGAAAGCGGGGCUUUCAAUGUUGCACUCUGUGAGCUGGCAGGCCACCUACCUGUUAAGACAUCCCAGGACUUUGGCAGCUUGACAGAGGCAGCUGCAGUGGCCCUCAUUCAGGACUGUCUGCUGCCCCAAGCUCGGGUGGAAGAGGUGCAGGCAGCGCUGGUGGCCCUAAUGGCCCAGGAAGAGCUGUGAUUCUUCAGGAGUUUCUUCUUUCUUGAUUCGAGGCCCUUUCCAAAGGCUGCUAAUCACUGUUAUUUGGGCAUCUCUUGUAUGACGGCCUUCCCACUGCUCAGCUCAACGACUGAGUAUAAAAACAACGUUGAAUAAAUGUAGCCCAGCAGCGAAGGUUCCAGCUGCUUCUCCCCUCCCUUAGACAAGCUCCAGGGGUAACAGAUCUACCAUUAAGGGCCAGACAGAUCACUCCCUAGGGGAAGAGUGCUUGCUGCCAAGCCUGUAGACCUGAGUUCAACCUCCAGAGCC
Microtus ochrogaster (prairie vole) is the source of this 2271-nucleotide messenger RNA. It is a transcript of the gene Gdpgp1, whose product is annotated as GDP-D-glucose phosphorylase 1. Gene Ontology annotation, cellular component: cytoplasm. Gene Ontology annotation, biological process: glucose metabolic process. Gene Ontology annotation, molecular function: GDP-D-glucose phosphorylase activity. Lineage: Eukaryota; Metazoa; Chordata; Mammalia; Rodentia; Cricetidae. The record is from RefSeq and is a predicted model, not a curated record.